AUGCUAGGUAUCCGUGCCGCACUCAAGCCCGUCUUGGAGUGUUCCGCUGCCGAACUUGUCUACGGUACUACCCUACGGAUUCCAGGUGAUUUUUCGGGUACUCUCAAAGCUCAACCGACUUGGAUCCCAGCGGUUAUGUGCAAAGAUUGCGCCAAGCCAUGACUCAUCUUCGAGCCACUCCUCCACGUCCUUCAACAAGUAAGUCGUACGUCGACCCGAACUUACUAAAAUGUUCUUUUGUAUUUGUCCGCGUAGAUAGCGUUCGCCGGCCACUACAACAGCCCUAUGACGGCCCCUUUCGAGUACUAUCGCGCAAGGACAAGCACUUUACAAUUGACCGUGGAGGCCGCACCGACGUGGUCUCAAUCGAUCGCUUGAAGGCGGCUUAUACCGAGCCUCUUCCAACUUCUCCAACCGAACAACCUCCACUUGGCACAUUGCCACUUGCUAUUUCCCAGACUCCAUUUACGCCCAAUAACCCCGCGUCUUCUCUUAUCCCACAGACUCCUCCCCUUACGCGCAGCGGUCGUCAUGUCCGUUUUCCCGACCGUUACCAACUUGUACAAUAUGCAUAACACUCCCACAUUUUCCUUCUAUUAACAAUAAUUUUUUUGAACUCCGUUCUCCUAGGAGGGGGAAUAUUGUAGUGACAUUUAAAUCUGUUUUGUUUUAAUCAGUUACAAUACGCUUUGACACAACUUUGAAUAAGACAAAGAACACGCACGUGCACGUUUACCUGCUGACGACUUUGUUCUUAUUUACUAGUUUGUAACUGUGGGGAUACUGCUAUUUUCGUUUCCUGGAUAGCCUACUCGCUGUGCCCAACUAGUAGGUUUGUCUCUUACAGUACGACCCAUUCUCUGUCGCGCAGGGAGCUAUGCAAAAGACGUUUUCGUUCAUCUGUGCGCCCAAAUAAUAUUUACCUCGCUGUGCCAUUUCAUCGAAGUCUUUAGUCCCACCCUUUUUGCACUUCACACCCGUCUAACCAAAAUUAACAGAACUAUGUUCACACUAGGCAGUAGCCGUUGCCUUUUGAAGGUCAACUCCCCAAACGUCCGGCUUUGAAUGCGGAAAUUUUUUCCCUGCAAGUGGUUGGUGCAGUUUCUCUUUAGAUCUUCGAAACUGAUCGGUUUCUGAAUCUGUCUUGUGUGUUGGACUCGAACCUGAUUUGCCUCAUUUGUGCAUUGCUUUGUGCAGUUGUGUUGCCAUGGAUGUCAUGCGUUUUAACUCUCCGGAGACUGGUUUGCUGUAUUAGUUCUUCCCCAUUAUUUACUUGACGAUCUUCCUAUGUUAUGUGAUGCACAUAGGCGUCGGUGUCCCCAUACUCCGUGUAUCCUGCUAGUGAAUCAUAUGACUGAUGCGUAGUGCACUGACCGCGCAGCCUACUCGCAUCCUGAGUAAUUUGUCUCUUUUCAAAGCAGCCGAUGGAUUAGUAGAGAAAUCCAAAAAGCUCCCCUACUAGAUGUGUCCACGCAAAUUCACUGUGACGAAAUGGGUUUUACACAAUAGUGGUGGACAGUCAUUUGUGUAAGGCGGGUCUACUGACUGAACCCGGCUAUCAUUCUCGUCCAUAAUUAUAGCAUCCAGCACCACCGUCGUCGCCGCCGCCGCCACCACCACCAUCACCACCACCAGUACCACCACCAGCACCAUCAUCAUCGUCAUAACCAACACUACAGAACUAGAACUUAUUUCAGCGUCUACGCCAGACACCAUGAAUUAA
Spirometra erinaceieuropaei is the source of this 1723-nucleotide messenger RNA. Lineage: Eukaryota; Metazoa; Platyhelminthes; Cestoda; Diphyllobothriidea; Diphyllobothriidae. The record is from the annotation of a GenBank genome assembly.